Gadus macrocephalus (Pacific cod) is the source of this 6677-nucleotide messenger RNA. It is a transcript of the gene znf507, whose product is annotated as zinc finger protein 507. Gene Ontology annotation, molecular function: DNA-binding transcription factor activity; RNA polymerase II cis-regulatory region sequence-specific DNA binding. The transcript is spliced from 7 exons. Bases 120 to 3698 code for a protein of 1192 amino acids. The record is from RefSeq and is a predicted model, not a curated record. Lineage: Eukaryota; Metazoa; Chordata; Actinopteri; Gadiformes; Gadidae. Gene Ontology annotation, biological process: regulation of transcription by RNA polymerase II.
CCCAUCCUCGCCAUUUUGCAGUGUGGCAGAACACAGAGGGCCACUUUUUAUGGCUAGCGAAUAAAACAAAGCGUUUCAUGUUUUGAGGCCAAAGACCAUCGAACAUUUCCGGAUCAGUAAUGGAGGAGAUCAGCGAUGUGGCUGUGCUCAUCGCUCAUUCCUCUCCAGCCUCGACCACAACCCUAUCCACCUCCACGUCCUCCUCCGCCUCCGGAGGCCCGCCUCCGGGGUCCCACAGCAGGCAGGUGCUGGCGGCGGAGCGGGAGGUGUGCCAGCGGCUGCAGCAGAAGCAGGCCGCCGACUCGCUCAUCCAGGUCAUCCAGAAGCUCAGCAAGAUCGUGGAGAAGCGCCCGCAGCGGCGGUGCACGGUCGCUGGCCAGAAGAGGCCGCCGGCCCAGCAGGGCUCCGGCAGAGCAGCAGGCGGCGGCGGAGGAGCAGUGGGAGGCUCCGAUGGGACCACGGUGAGCCGAGGAACCUCACCCUGCAAGAGAGUGAGGCGGAGCUUCAAAGAGGAGGCGGUGACUCCCGAGGCCCGCGACAGCAUGAGCCCCGACCCCGCCGCACUCUCAAACAACGUUGCCCCCGCGGCCGCCGACGACGCUGAGGUCGCCGACAUCGGCAGCCGCGCGGGCGUCCAAAGCAGCCGGACGGUGACGUGCUACCAGUGCAGCCUGUGCCGCUUCCUGUCCCCCACGCUCGGCCAGCUGAAGGAGCACCUGCGGCAGCACGACGAGCAGCACAGCGACCUGCUCCUCAUGUGCUCCGAGUGCCACUACACCUCCCCCCACCAGGGGGAGCUGGAGGCGCACGUCAGGCUGCACUUUGAGGACGACGCGGCGGGCGCCCUGCACACGGGGCUGGCGCCGCUGGUGAGCAGCUUCGAGGACCUCCGCGACGGCGAGAAGGAGGCGGCGCUGAGGCUGCUGGAGCGGCACGCCCGCGCCGCCGACGAGGAGGAGGACGGCGGCGUCAAGGCCGAGGCCAAGGGCGAGUUGUGCGACGUCGGCGAGGAGGAGCUGUCGCAGAAGAAGAAGUGGUACAGCUACGAGGAGUACGGCUUGUACCGCUGCCUGAUUUGCAGCUACGUGUGCAGCCAGCAGCGCAUGCUCAAGACCCACGCCUGGAAGCACGCCGGCCUCGUCGACUGCUCCUACCCCAUCUUUGAGGACGACACCGGGCCGCUGGCGGGGAGGAAAGACGCCCAGGCUACCAAGGCCGCCCCCCCCGGCCACGCUUACCUCGCGGCCAGGGAGGAGGUGAUCAUGCUGUCGCCGGCCCUCCAGGAAAAAGGCCCCCAGCACAGCAUCCCCGGCGCCUUUCAGGUGCAGCUCUGCGUGCCGAUGGCCGUCGAGAACGAGAGGGAUCCCAUGAGCCAAUCCGUGGAGAAGCACAACGGCGAUCCCGUAGCAGCAGCAGCAGAAGACCUGGAGCUAGGCGGGGUCGGGGAGUACCAGGUGAAAGACCUAAACACGGAAGAAGAGGAGGAGGAAGAAGAACCACCCUUGGAGGAAGUCCAAGCGAACGCCGAGGCUGAGAUGGCGGGGAACCACGGCCACAGCUCCCAGACGGACAGCCUGCUGUCCUCGGCCCAGAAGAUCAUCAGCUGCAGCCCCAACGGCGCGGGACACAUCAACGUCAUCGUGGAGAGGCUGCCCUCGGCCGAAGACUCCGUCAUGGCCGCCAACGCGCCCCUCCUCGGCCCGGACAUGUGCGGCCCGGACGAGAGAAUACCGGACAGAGAGGAGGUGGUGGAGGAAGAGGAGGACGAGUCGCGGCCCGCGGAGGAGACUGUGAUGCUGGACUGCGCAGGGGAGGUCGUGAAGGAACAGGUGGGGGUCACCUGGGAGGUCGAGAGCGACCUCUGCGUCGAAACUACCAUCUCGUCGGCGGUGGCUGCGACGGAGGCGGCGGUCCAAACCAUCGCGAGCAGCGAGCCCCUCCGCGACGAGAACGUCCCCCCCUUGGGCCGGACCCGGACCAACUCGGAGUCCCUCCGCCUGCACUCUCUGGUGGCCGAGGCCCUGGUCGCCAUGCCCAUGAGAACCCCCGAGCCGUACAACUGCAGCGGCGGCGGGGGUCCCAAGGCCUGCCUCAAGGCCGUCAAAGCCCGAGUGCAGAGUCCCGGCGCGGGCCAGAGGCUCCACGCGGGCCCGACUGCUCUGGUCGAGCUAGAGCGCUGUGCGGACGCCGAGGGGGCGGAGGAUGUCGGCGCGCUGAUCCCCCUCAGGCUGGGCCUGGUGGAGGUGGACGAGGAGGGUCCCGCCGCCAAGGCCGGCAUCAGCCUGUCCCUGCUGACCGUCAUCGAGAGGCUCCGCGAGCGCUCGGACCAGAAUGCCACGGACGAGGACAUCCUGAAGGAGCUGCAGGACAACGCGCAGUUCCACAACGGCGGCGCGGCGGCGGCGGCGGGGGCGGCGGACGACGUGGCCAGUAUAGACCGGGUGGUCUCCACGGUCACGGACGGGGGUCUGGUGGACUACAUCCCAGGCAGCGAGAGGCCCUACCGCUGCAGGCUGUGUCACUACAGCAGCGGCAACAAGGGCUACAUCAAGCAGCACCUGCGGGUGCACAGGCAGAGGGAGCCCUAUCAGUGUCCCAUCUGCGAGCACAUCGCCCUGGACAGCAAGGACCUCGAGAGCCACAUGAUCCACCACUGCAAGGCCAGGACGUACCAGUGCAAGCAGUGCUCCAGCACCUUCCACUACAAGAACCUCUUGAGGAGCCACGAGCAGGAGCAGCACGGGCAGGGCCUCACGGGCCCCGCCCUCACGCCCCUCGCCGAGGCCAUGGCCGCCGCAGAGGAGGUGGAGCUCGCCAUGGAGGAGGAAAGCAGCAUGCCAAAAGUGUACAAGUGUGACGUGUGUGACUACACCAGCUCUACGUACGUUGGGGUGAGGAACCACCGGCGCAUCCACAACUCGGACAAGCCUUACAGGUGCUGUAGCUGUGACUUUGCCACCACCAACAUGAACAGUCUGAAGAGCCACAUGCGACGCCACCCCCAGGAGCACCAGUCUGUGCAGCUGCUGGAGCAGUACAGGUGCUCGCUCUGUGGCUACGUGUGCAGCCAUCCGCCCUCGCUCAAGUCCCACAUGUGGAAGCACGCCGGAGACCAGAACUACAACUAUGAGCAGGUCAACAAAGCCAUCAAUGAGGCCAUCACCCAGAGCAGCCGCGGCCCCCAGAAGCUGUCGGCCCUGUUGGAGCCCGUGGCAGAGCGCUCGGCCGCGGGAUCCCCCCGGGACCCGGCCCCCAGGGGCCCCAUCGAGGCGCCGAUCGCCUUCACACCGACCGCCGCCGCCACCACCCCCGCCACCACCUCCGCACCGACGACGGAGCCCUCGGCGUUGGGCCCGACGAUACCCAACGCCGUCGAACUGUCCCAGCUGUCGACGAGCGUCGAAGGGCAAAGCGCCACGCAUCAGCCGCCACACGCGCCGGCCUCCCUCUCCGAGGGGCCCAAGCCGGCCCCGGGCCCACCGGCCGCCGGACACGGCCCACCGGCCGCCGGACACGGCCCCGGCAUGGAGUACUGCGUGCUGCUCUUUUGCUGCUGCAUCUGCGGCUUCGAGUCCACGAGCAAGGAGCGCCUGAUGGAGCACAUGAAGGAGCACGAGGGCGACAUCAUCAGCAUCAUCCUGAACAAGGAGCAGCCGCAGCCGGUCCUCCAGCCCGCAGGGGGCGACGCAGCACAGUGAGGCCUUAGCAUAGGAUCUUUACCUCUCUUCUCUAUCGCUCUAGUCCGCCUCUUUCUAGAUUUUUGUACACUCUGACUUGAUGAUACAAAAAUACCAUGAAGCACCCGCCUAGUAAAACACGGAGGGCCAAAUGCCUUGGCCCCCGAUGCACACGGCUGCAUCCCAAGUGAGCCGUUUUCAUCGUGUCGUCGACCGCACGGUCGACUCUCUACCAUAACUUGAGCCAGUUUGUACCUCACAGAAGCAACCACACAAUCUCUUCUCUAUAUGACAUGGCAUUUGUUUCCUUUGUAUCUAUUAUCUUUCACAUAUUGAAGGCAAGGCAGCUGUAGUAAUUGCUUUUGUAAUAUUUAAUGUAUUUAUCCGUUUUACCUCCGUCACUCAAGCCUAGGGGAAAGAAUUUUCUCCUGCUAUUGUUCAAGCUCUUUCAUGCCUGGGGGUAUGAAUCUGUUUUUCCUUCCAAUAUAAUUUUAGGUUUAUAUACUUUGCAUGUUCAGUCUCUUGUUAUGCCGUUUCAACAGCCUUUAGUCCCGUUCGUUUUUUAGUAGGUUUUAGCUAAUAGUUUCUAGAUUAAAACUUAUUUCACCAUUCUUCAAGGUAAUAAUUUUUAAUGAAACAAAAACAAAUGAUAAUACGGCCUUCAAGGGAAAGGAAAAUUAUCUGCUUUUCAAAGUGCUAAUGCUCCUUGUUCUGGAUAAGUUUGGCCCGCAGAAGGAAUAUGAGUGCCACGCGACCACUAACUCACAAGAACAAAAAUGGUGGCUGCCGGUUACGUGGGCUCCAUCGCUGUUUUGAACAUUGAGGAUAUUUGAAAAAGGGAAAUGGGGGGUAGUUAAAUAAUUGAUCAAUCUGGCUCCAUGGAUCACCGACAUGUUGUAUUCUUUAACCUUGAUUGUGGACACAUUAAUGUGCUGUGCACAUUAGUCACAGGUGUAACCAUUCACCCAGCAUCUGUCAUGUGUUCAGUUGCCAUGGAAAUAGCCCUGGCAAAAUUCAGCGGCACUUUCCCUCGUUUUGUUAAUAUAACGAGAGGGCCGUUGCAGUCGGUGAUGUAACAGCUUGAUUGUUAGUAAAAGAAAAAGUGUAUGAGACUAGUACUUCAGCUAUUGCUGAAAGGUCUUAAAGCCAGAAUGAAAUAUUUAAAGAUAAAGGAAAAUAAAUAGUUGUAUUUAUUAUGGUUUUAUUUUCCUAUUUUUUUCCCGCAUAAAGUCUAUUCAUGUUCUCCAGCGUCAGGGGUUUAUUCACCAGACCUCCCUCCCGUGGUUAGUAUUCCUUCCCCCACACCAGCACUCUACUGGAUACUGCUAAGUUCAACUUCAAUUCACCCCAGUGAGGUCGUAAAGGUGAGCAAUUCAGCCCAGGAGAGAAUUCCAAAUUCUCCCAAAAUGUAGUCCAAAAUCCAAAUGGAGAAAAAACGAAAACAUUCUAUUGGGUAAGUUAAAGGACUAGUGACAUUUUCAUUUUUUAAAAUGUCAUUUGCAACUUCACCCGCUAAGCCCAAACCUUUAGAGCUGUGAUGACUCAGGAGUCUACCUCCAGUCUUAAACUCGACCCACCAUGAUUCUAGACAAAUUAGUGUAAAGGUUAUGAAAAUGGAUUGUUGUAAGGGUGUUGGCAGAGUGUCGCACUGUAAUAAUCUUUCAAACCUCACACGCUACUUGACAUGAUGUUUUGUUUCUUCAAGCCAUUAACUGGGCCUUAUUGGUUUUACCACCACACCAACGGAGGUAAAUGGAUUGAAAUGAGAGCAUCCAUAUUCAUGCACACUCUCCCCUCUCUUCUUUUGAUGUUUCAUAAUGGCUUGCUCAGUCUAUCUCAUCCAUCUCGGCGGGCCAUUGUGCAGGCAGAGUCUGUCAUCACAGAGCAGAUUAUCAUUGGAUGUCUUAUCAUUGUCUAGGAUUCCAGGCACUCGGUUUUCUUUGAAAGAAACUGACAGUGUGUGGAUAUUUUCAAUAAACAACCUUCAGUUUGAGUGAAGAUUGUAUUUAUCUGCCGUAGACGGGGCCGUCCAUACAACCGCACACUGAAUCCAGUGUCCUGGCCUCCGUACCUCAUUAGCCUCAGCAACUCUGGCGAUGAAAUUAUCAUUGAAUUUGGGUUGAGGGGGUUGUUUUCCCAUGUUGUCCGCUUACACUGUUGGCUGCUGUUGACUAUAAUAAUUAUGUAAUUUCUCAGUUCAGGUGGUCAUGGCCUUUUUCAUGAGUGUGAAUACUGAUCAUUUUUUUUGUGUUGCAUAUUCAAAAUAUUGAAGCGCCCACCUCCCCUUGGUUCUUGGAAUGCGUUUAAUAGCCCCGCCACAACCUUUGUAUUAGUGUCAAAUAGUCCUCAGGCAGUCCAAGCGCAGUGGAACAGACAAUUUAAGUGCCAAAUAUGUCUUCAAAUUGAUCAUUUAUAACAUGAAAAGCUCUAUUGUAAGCCACUGAAUGUGAAGGGAAAAAUACAUUAUUAUUUUUGAUUAUUUUUGAACUAGUUGCCUUUUGGUUCAUAAGUGUAACAAAGACGUAUGUAGUCUGCUUUUGUGUCAUACUAUAGUUAUCCAUAUUAUAACUAUUAUUAUUUGAAGCCCUGAAUCGAAUAUCCCUCCCAGGCACCCACACGAAAGGUGAAAGGCUUUUGUUCCAACAAGUAAUUAUUGAAUUGGUACUGUAUUUUUGCUAUGUAUAUACUGUAGUUUAAUACUGUAGAAUAUUAAAUAUAAAACAUUUUUUUCUUCAAAGAAGAAAUAAAAUACUUUUUUAUGAUUGUUUAAAAACACUACAGCAAAUUUCUAUAGGAAUGUGUGAGUUCAUGGUGUUUAUUAUUUUUCAUUCAUUUUUACUUGUAUUUAAGGGAACUGAUAUUUUAAGAAGAAAAAGAAACACACACACAACUGGGUGAGUUAAAACCAAAGGUGCUAGAGAAUGUGUAAAAAAAAAACAUGAACUCUGUGCUUAUCUGUUGACAAAAGUUUUGUAAUUCAAUAUGGAACCUGCUCCCAAA